AAUUAGCAUUAUGUCAACGCAGGAUGAACAAGGUCAAUUCAGUGAUGCUGAUGAGGAUCAAAUAUCAUUAGCAAAAUGUAAAGGACAACCGCUAUUUCAGUGUGAACUCUCUAAAGAUAUAGAUAAGUUAUAUAUAUCAAAUAGUGAAGAAGAAGAUAUGGAAGAAGAUGAUGAUUUGGAUGAGAAUAGUUUUCUUUGGAAUAUAGAUCAGAAGAAAACUGGAUCAAAGAAUAUUAUAAAGAAUAUUCAAACCCAAAAUAUCAAUACUCAAAAUAUUUCCAAGAAGAUUACAAACUAUCAACCAUCAGAUAAACUGUUUCGUCGUUAUGCAAAUAAAAUCAGUAUGGAAAAAUAUGAAGGCCCAUCUUUACCAGUGCAUGCAGAAAAUCUUCUGAUUGAAAAUGAUAAACGCAUAGAAAAAGAUAGACUCAGAACUAAAGACAAGCAUGAUCGUGCAACUGUUGAACAAGUUUUGGAUCCUCGUACAAGAAUGAUACUAUUUAAGCUUUUAAAUCAGGGUAUAAUUGCAGAGAUUAAUGGGUGUAUCUCAACAGGGAAAGAAGCCAAUGUUUACCAUGCAAUUUCAAAGACAGGCAUAGAAUUUGCUAUAAAAAUAUAUAAAACGUCAAUUUUACAAUUCAAAGAUCGAGAUAAAUAUGUCACUGGAGAAUUUCGUUUUCGUCAUGGAUAUUGUCGGCAUAAUCCCCGUAAAAUGGUACGAACAUGGGCUGAAAAAGAAUUUCGAAACUUGAUACGUCUUCAACAAGGAGGAGUAAAUGCUCCAAAACCAAUUUUGCUGCGUAGUCAUGUGCUACUAAUGGAUUUCAUUGGCACUAAUGGCUGGCCAUCUCCUAAACUAAAAGAUGUUGUACUUGCUUCUUCAAAACCAAGAAAAUUAUAUAGAGAAUGUAUUGAAAUAAUGUGGAAAUUAUAUAAUAAAUGCAAGCUUGUGCAUGCUGACUUAAGCGAGUAUAAUAUGCUAUAUUAUAAUGGGUCUAUAGUGAUAAUAGAUGUAUCUCAGGCAGUUGAACACGAUCAUCCUAUGGCAUUUGAAUUUCUUAGAAAGGAUUGUACAAAUAUAACUGAAUUUUUUAAGAAGAAUGAAGUGGGUGUGAUGACUGUUAAGGCGCUAUUCGACUUUAUAACAGAUCCGACUGUAACUGAAGAGAAUAUGGAUAAUUAUUUAGAUAAAAUAUCAGAGCAAAUGACACAGAAAAAUGAACAGUACAUUGAUUCCGUACAACAAAUUGAAGAACAAGUUUUUAAGCAAGCUUACAUUCCUCAAAAUUUAACUCAGGUCAUUGAUAUUGAACGCGACAUAAAGCUUGCUAAGUCUGGAAAGGAAAAGUUAAUAUAUAAAACCCUUGUUGGCUUAAAAGCUGACUUGUCCAAGCCUAUUGAUACUCCUGAAAUUCUCGCCAGAGACUAUGAAACCAACGGUGUUAAGGAAAUGAUCGAUUCGUCUGAAGAAAUUGAUAAUUCUGACGAAAACGAUGAAGACAGUGAAGAAGAAAAUCUAGAGGAAAGCGAAUCGAAGUUCGUAAGUUCGGCUCGGCCUCGAAACGAGAGUCCGGAAAGUAAAAAAGCGCGAAAAAAAGCCGUGAAGGAACAGCAAGCCGAGAAAAGGAAAGCUAAAAUGAAGAAACAUAUAAAAAAACGGAAGGAAAAAGUGCUGAAGAAAAAGUAA
This is a messenger RNA of Dufourea novaeangliae, 1687 nucleotides long. RefSeq names its product serine/threonine-protein kinase RIO1 (gene RIOK1). The record is from RefSeq and is a predicted model, not a curated record. The transcript is spliced from 5 exons. Gene Ontology annotation, cellular component: cytosol; preribosome, small subunit precursor. Lineage: Eukaryota; Metazoa; Arthropoda; Insecta; Hymenoptera; Halictidae. Gene Ontology annotation, molecular function: protein serine/threonine kinase activity; ATP binding. Gene Ontology annotation, biological process: maturation of SSU-rRNA. The coding region runs from base 11 to 1687 and encodes 558 amino acids.